UAACCGUCAACAAUUGAGCAAAUUCCCAAAACAAGUAAACGUCAAUUGUUAGUCUUCAGGAGUGGUGUACAUCAAUAAAUAAAAUUUUCUCUAUGAAUUUAUCGCUAAUUUCGAAUAUCGGGAACAAAUUGAGUACAUAACCGAUGGCUGGGGAGGCGAGCUAUAAGAAAAAAGGAAAGCUAUCUCGUCAGGAAUCGAAUAAGUCCUCGAAGGACCCGGAAAUCGAAGUCGACAAAUUCGCAGUUGGGGGCAGCAAUAACCAAAAUAAGUCUAGAAGUGGAAGCAGAGUCUACAAAAUUGUUGUAUUGGGUGAUGGGGGUGUUGGAAAAUCAGGUAUAUCCAUGCAAGUUGUGCAAAAUAUGAAUGUUAAUUUGUUGUGUCCUUUUGCAGAAGAUUCUUACCAGCAACAAGCUGUAAUUGAUGGUGUACCCGCACUUUUAGAUAUUUUAGAUACUGCUGGACAGGUCGAAUUUACGGCGAUGCGUGACCAAUACAUGAGAUGUGGGGAAGGUUUCGUGAUUUGCUAUAGCGUAACAGACCGUCACAGUUUCCAGGAGGCAUCUGAAUACAGGAAACUUAUCCAAAAAGUACGCGCUUCUGAAGACACUCCAAUAGUUCUAAUAGGCAACAAAUUCGAUCUUCAUUUACAGAGAAAAGUUACUACAGAAGAAGGUCAAUUUCUGGCUCAGCAAUUUAAUUGUCCAUUCUACGAAACUUCGGCCUGUUUGCGAUCAUACGUGGACGAUGCUUUUCACUCUUUAGUCCGACAAAUUAGAAAAAAAGAGGAGAGUUCAGGACUAUACAGCAACGAACGAAAACUUCGACGACACAGUAAAUGGUGGCGAUUACGAAGUAUUUUUGCGCUGGUUUUUAAACGAAAACGACCCACGAAUUCUAGUUCGUAAAUCUUUUUAUGACUGCAAUAUCAUUUUUUUCCUGGUAAGAACUCGUUUUGAGGAUUGGAGCUGUGGAUCCGAGCUUUCAAUUUGAUGAUUUUCUUUGAGAUCUUUUGUUCAUUGAAUUUCUUGAAUAAAAUGAACGAAGUAUUGACACGAAAAAGAAAGUGACGUGAGGAUCCAACAGUUUUGCUUUUAAUGCUUGCUUGCUAAACGAAAUCUAUUUUAACAUUCCUACGCGAAUAUACGAUCUGAACUGCCAUUUUGUUUAAUAGAAUUCUUUUUACCAUAUAACAAGCCUGUUUCCUGCGUCGAUAUUUUGAAGUAAAAGUUGGUUUUGAAGAGCUAAUUACUAUAUAUACACAAUAUAAAUGAAAAUCAAGAGUACUCUCUUAUUAAUAAAAUUGUAAUAAGUAAUCGUUUAACAGUCCUUUUAGGAUUCGCAACAAAGUCUUAAUUUACGUAAUUUAGCUAUUCGUGAACAAAGGCUUUUUUUACUUGAAAGUGUCGAACCUUGAAACGUAACUAGUCAGCUUUAAUAGUUAAAAAUCUCAUUAUAUCAGGGAGGCUAUCAAUAGUCCUUCGACUUGAAUCGAAUAUGUUGUUACAAAAGCAGUAUGAAACUCGCUCCAAUUAUUUUUCGUAGCCAUUAGUAAUAAUAGAGCUUGUAACUUGUAAUUGGCCGUAGUUUAAUAGGAAAAUAAUAGCAUUUUAUUAAUUUACAUUAAAAUUUCGUUAAAAUGAAAUGUUUCGACCAAAAUAUAAAAUUGUUACCAGUAAUCAGAAAAUGACCAUUCUGAGACCAAAAAUGUUGCAUUUGUAUGUAGGAAAAGUAUUACGUAACUGAUUCUUUUGGUAUUAUUAGUUUUAAGCAUUAUUAGAAGCGGAAUGAAUUGUACGAGCUUUAAAUAUUAGCUUAAUAACAUAUAAUGAUAGGAAUUGUCUAUGUCACUCUUGGUUCAAAUAGGAAGCCGGACAAACAUUUUAAUUAACUGAAAUGAGGAGCCUUUCGUGUGAUUUCGGUUGUGCGUGCAGUUGUUUUGAAUUACAUCCAACGACAUAGACAAAUGCGUAUUUUAAGCUGAAAAUUAAAAUGAUGUAAUAUAAUGUAUCAUAUUAUGAUAAAAUAUUGCUGUUAGAGAGGUUUACUGAUUUAUUUUUAUCGUUUUUAUUUGUACAGUACGUAGUUUAUAAAGAUUUCGUAAGACAAAUUUCACUUUUCUAGUCAUUUAUGUUUAGAGGCUUUAUUGCGGUUAGUGAUAACAAAGAUUUAUAUUUACAAUUCUUAUUAUUUGAGGUAUUUGCCUCAAGAAAAAAGAUUCGAUCGGGUUGUUGAAAAGAUUGAUAUUUAAUUGGGAAUUGUGUAAUCUGGUAAUCCCACAAUAUAACUUAGAAACCUAUUUUCGAUGUAGAUGACUUAGAAAGUUAAUAUUUCUAAAUAGAUUUUCGCGUUUGAACUACAUAUAUGAAGUAAUUCUAUGGGAUUAAUAGUUUUUUUGUUUAUAGAAAAUAGACAAGCAAAGCAAUAACAAAUCGAAAAUCUUAUAAAGUCAAACAUUAAUUUAUUGGUUGCAAUUGCAAAUAACUAUGCCGUUUAAGAAUCCAACAGGGUGUUUAAUUUUGCGUUGUACACUCGAAAUGUUCAAUCACAUAUACCUGAUAUCAUUUUCAAUCAGCGAGAUUGUCUUUUGGACAUAAGGACAAUCAUUUAUAUGUUUAUUAAAUGUAACAAAAUGUGUUUGUUGCGUUCGAUAUAUUUUUAUGUAGAAGUAAACCCGAAGUUGUUUUAUCAGGAAUGUACGUGUUUAAGUUUCAAUUUUUAUUUUUAUGCUUUUAUCACAGUGUGACAUUCAAACUGUAGACAUAUUAAACAUUUAUCCAUAGCUAAAUAACUCUUGGGAUGGUUGAUAACAGACGAAAAAAUGAUUAGUGACUUUUAUAAAUAUGUUUCGCCCCUCUUUUAAAUGAAAUAAACAGCACUGAUUACAUUUUUGUGUUUACUUCUACAAUUAUUGAAAAUCUCGCCUUUCGCAUUGUGUUUUGUAUCAGUUUUGAUUGCAAUCUAACUAAAUGUAAGGUAAUUAGUAAAAUAAAAUAGGUGAGACAAAUAUUAAGCAAUAACCAUAGAGGUACGUUUCAAAAGAACUGUAUAAAUAUACCUUAGAAUAUUAAAACUGUUGAGUGGUUCUAAUAUUAGGCAAAUACGUAUAUUAAUUAUGAAAUUGAAUUAAACAGUUAUCAAAAUCAGCUUGAAUGCAAUAUUUUGUUGUAAAACUCUUUAGUUUAUUAAUUUUUGUUGCCUUUGUUGCCAAUCUGUGAGUGACUAUGUUUUAUCGAAUUGCUGCUAAGUAUGUUUAUCUUAAGUCAUAGUUGUUGAAUGCUAGUGCGCGCACCAUCAGGUGCACUAUUCAAAUAUAUUUUAUCGGUUAUAAACAA
Molecule: messenger RNA, 3332 nt
Organism: Dendroctonus ponderosae (mountain pine beetle)
Lineage: Eukaryota; Metazoa; Arthropoda; Insecta; Coleoptera; Curculionidae
Product: GTP-binding protein Rit2
Exons: 4
Coding region: 144-905 (253 amino acids)
Biological process (GO): Ras protein signal transduction
Cellular component (GO): plasma membrane
Molecular function (GO): calmodulin binding; GTPase activity; GTP binding
Source: RefSeq, a predicted model, not a curated record